Messenger RNA from Suillus fuscotomentosus, 279 nucleotides. RefSeq lists its product as uncharacterized. The transcript has a single exon. The annotation marks the transcript as partial. The record is from RefSeq and is a predicted model, not a curated record. NCBI's taxonomy places the organism in Eukaryota, Fungi, Basidiomycota, Agaricomycetes, Boletales, Suillaceae.
UUGCAUUGUAGGCUGUAUUCUGCAUCGGGGAGUAAACCUCGCCAGGUCAUUAUGUUGACACGAUGCUCCAAUCACUUGUGCCAAGCCCAACACUUUCCCGUUGUUGAGAGCCUCCUGAAUUAUGCUGCCGUGCAGCCUUACGUGCAUAAUUGUUUUGUUACCCUACAUGAAGGGAGACACAUUUACCAGUUUUGCGUCUUCUUCAAGCGACACUGUCGUCUGGGAGUCAACCCCCUUCUUAGCAGCAUAGAACACAUAUUCCGAGGUGACGCAGUUGUG